Messenger RNA from Lates calcarifer (barramundi perch), 2653 nucleotides. RefSeq names its product endothelial cell adhesion molecule b (gene esamb). Gene Ontology annotation, molecular function: cell-cell adhesion mediator activity. The transcript is spliced from 7 exons. NCBI's taxonomy places the organism in Eukaryota, Metazoa, Chordata, Actinopteri, Centropomidae. Gene Ontology annotation, biological process: homophilic cell-cell adhesion. Gene Ontology annotation, cellular component: plasma membrane; adherens junction. The record is from RefSeq and is a predicted model, not a curated record. Bases 375 to 1658 code for a protein of 427 amino acids.
UACAGUUUACUGUGUGAGGAGGACACGAAGGAGCGACUCACAAACUGCUCAGGCACAAGCCGGGCAGCAGCAAAAGUCAAACAGACUGGAGUCGAGCUAGGCAUGAAAGAAAAAGAAAAGCCAAACGCUUUGCACCUUCCUCCGGUUUACGAAGUGAAGGAGAGCGGAGCCGCCGGUGCUGCCCGCGAUGUCAGCCGCUGUUUGUAGGCGGGAUGGGAAGAGGAGAGGAAGCUUUAUGUGCAGACGUUGCCUUUAAUGGACAGUUAAUUGCUACCUGAAGAUAAUUAAGUGGCAGCUUUGGGAAGUGAAGCGAGUGUACGGUGUCAACUUUAGAGAAGCUCCCGUCUGCUGGAGACGCCGGUGGAUGUUGCGCCAUGGAGAUAAAGACGAGACUUCAAGCUGUGCUGAUGUUAAUGUGGAUUUUUCCAGGUGACACCCAGAAGGUGGAGAUCCCCAAAGGAGAGAUGGAGGUGGUGAAAGGCCAGAUGGUGAUGUUACAGGCCUGGUACAGUCCCAACUCGGACAUCUCCAAAAACUCUGUUGUUUGGCUCUUCAUGGGGAACGGGUCCGAGCAGGUGAUAAACUUUAGCUCAGGUGAGGUCGGGCACGGCCAGAAUGAGUACACCAAAAGAGUGGGCUUCAGUGCGGCCAUGCCCUCAGCCAACCUCUCCAUCUACAUCAACAACACCCAAGAGUCUGACUCAGGACGCUACAUCUGCAACGUCAUCAUCCCUGGAGGUACUGGCAUUACCGGAGAGGUGCACCUUAAUGUCAAAGUCCCUCCCUCUCCCCCAGUUUGCAGCAUAACAGGAAACCCAGUGGUGAAGGGCAACGUGACUCUGAGCUGUAAGUCCAGUCAUGGAAAACCUGUCCCUCAGUACAAAUGGACCAAGGCUGCACCCAUAUCUGAGGUCUUCUUCUCGCCAAUGCAAAACGAGAGACACGGCACCCUCAGGCUGAGCAACCUCACCAAAAGCAUGUCAGGGAAGUAUGUCUGCCGAGCCAGCAACACCGCCGGCUCUGACAGCUGCUCCAUUAACCUGGAGGUUAUCACCUCUUCCAAUGCAGGCAUGAUUGCAACAGCUACACUGGGCUCAGUAGUGGGACUUAUGGCCAUGGUGCUGUUCUUCAUAUUCGUACUGAGGAGGAGACGGGACACUGAGGAGGAGAUAGCCAAUGAGAUCAAGGAGGAUGCUCAGGCGCCGAAGCGAGUGUCGUGGGCAAAGAGCAACACCGGCUCUGAUAUUGUGUCCAAGAACGGCACGCUGUCCUCCAUAGCCACAAGUCCUCGUCCACGAGACCCCCGUCAACCCAACUUCCACUAUCCGUACUCUCCCACCUCGACCUCAGACACGGGCUCAGUGAUCAACGCUUACCAGCUGCGACCAGGAGAAGCCACCACCUUACAGGGACUUCCCGGUUACAACAUCGGAGGCACCCCGUCACGUAAACACAAGCGGCCCCCCAGCACGAACGGGGGGCCCCCGCAGGUCGUCAGGAGCCCCACGGUUGCUGUCCCCAACAGGACUGAGGGGGCUCAGCCUCAGGUGCCGCCGCCGCUCAGCGUGUCCCCGCAAAUCAGCUCCUCCACUCUGACGCGCAUGGGUGCUGUUGCUGUCAUGGUGCCUGCUCAGAGCCAAGCCGGCUCGCUGGUGUAGCCAGCAGAAGCAUCUCUGAUGGGAAAUAAAAAGGACAGCGGUGACGGAUGGCGAGAAAGAACGCCUUGAAAUGGAAAAGCACUUUCUCCGUGAAGACCUGAAAGGUUGCGAGAGAAGAAACUUGUCUCGCAGGUGAUUUGUGCUUCAUUUGCACAAACUCGCUCUUCAGUUUGUUGAUAAAAGUGAGUACAAUGUUGUUCAAGUAAGUUUUUUUUUGUAUGUUGCAUUCUGGCUCACUAAAGACAAAUAUAUUUUUAUUUACACCCUUAGAAUAUUAAAAAUGGUACCUAAUAGUGGUAAAAUGCCAAUGUUUUUAAGAGAUUUUUGUUAAUGAAGUCCGUCUGGCUGUUGUAAACCAUUAUGAACGGUUGAGUGUACUUAGAGUUUUGCAGUUCUUGCAAAAUACAAUGUUUUGGCUACAUUUGUACAAUGUAUGAAAAAACUAAAUAUAAGCAACUUUUUUUUAAAUGUAAUUUUUAUUUCACUGUACCUGGCUAAGGAUUAUUUUCAGCUCACUUCUCUCAGGCUAACUGCACUAAUUCAAAGCAAAAAAAAAAAAAAAAAAAACCCAGCAAAAUCACAAUUCAGGUAUUACAAAUUGUUCCCUUCUGAAUUUCUUGCUUUCUUUUACCCGCAGUUUCAUGUGUUCACUUACGGGUUGAUUAUUUAACCUGCUGUAGCAGUGUCGGUAUGAUUUCAUGACACUGGUGUCUACUGAGAUAUUAGGUUUAUUGCCUGUUAUGGUAGAUGGAAUGUAACCAAAAUAGUGAGUUUAAUGUCGUUUAAGUCAAAGGAUUUUGAUGAUUUUGUUCCAAGGUGCUUGCUAUUAUUUGAUAUAAUGACUGUAAACAUACAGGGCCAGUAGCUGGGUCUUCCUGCUGAUGCUCGUUUGUUUUUCCUCACUGUACUGAACUCUGGAGAUAACGUGGCGGUGACAGGCUACAUGUAGCACUUUUAUUUUUUUUCAAUAAAGUGUUCUGGAGUGUUUGACUUUA